CACCAAAUCACCGACAGUCCGGAUAUCGGUUGGCCUGCACAAUAGCUAUGAGUCACCCAGGAGUGGUGUGUACUGGUGCAUUUUAGAACAUUAGAACAAUCCAAAAGUCGACAACAUAUGGACUUUGCAAAAACGGUGAAUACUGCCUUCGUAUUAAGGUUUCAAAAGAUAGCAAUUGGAAAAUAUUAAAAAGCUUCUUCAGCAACCUUGAAGGACUUGACCAUUUGCAGGAAAACUUGAAAUUAUUGACAACAUGAGGAGAAUGUAUAUCAAUGGUACCACAUCUGGAUACAAAGUAACGUAUAGCAGGAUUUCAAGAACACCUAGAAAUUCAAUAUCUCGAACAUUUUCUGAGAUUAUUUAUCGCCGUGGAAAUAGAUAUCGACAACCAAACAGUGAACCAGAAACAUCAACUACCAGUCAUGGUAGAAGAUCAGCGGUACGAACAGCAGUUCAACAUCCCCCAGUCAGCCAAGACCUUCAGGUGGAGGACAUAGAUUUUAACGUCUACAACAACAGCAAAGAUCACGUGACUGAUGAAUAUCAUAUAAGCGAGACUGGAAGAGAUUUGGUUGUGAGACGUGGACAACCAUUUGACAUAACCAUAGCAUUUAACAAAGACUAUGAUCCGAAGAAAGAUGAUCUCAAAUUAGUUUUCCUAGCAGGAGAUAAUCCAACGCCACCUAAAGGUACUCGAGUUACACUCAUCCUUUCUGACAAAGACGAGGAAAAAGAAUGGGGUGCAUGGAUAAUGAAAAAUGAGGACAAAGAACUUACAGUUAGGAUAAACACGCCUCCUACUUGUUACGUUGGAAUCUGGCAACUGCAAGUAGAAACUAUACAAAAGGCUGACAACAAGAAAGUUAUAUUCGAGUACACCCAUGACCAAGAUAUUUAUAUCCUGUUUAAUCCAUGGUGCAAAGAUGAUCAAGUAUACCAACCAGAUAGACAACUGUUGGACGAGUAUAUUUUGAACGACACAGGGAAAAUAUAUACUGGAAAUAGAAAGCAAAUCAAUGGCAAAAAAUGGAAUUUUGGCCAGUUUGAGGAAAACAUCCUUGACUGUGCCAUGAUGCUACUAGAUCGUAACAAUUUAGCAUGGACCGUAAGAGGAGAUCCAGUAAAGGUUGCCAGAAAAUUGUCAGCAAUUACCAACUCGCAGGAUGAUAAAGGAGUUUUAGUCGGUAAUUGGUCUGGAAGUUAUCAUGGAGGAAAAUCUCCUUUAGACUGGGCUGGAAGUGUGGCUAUCUUAAACGAAUAUUACAAGACAAAACAACCUGUACGCUUUGGUCAAUGUUGGGUAUUUUCAGGAGUAAUAACAACGCUUUGUAGAGCUCUUGGAAUUCCUGCCAGAAGUGUAACAAACUUUGCAUCUGCUCACGAUUGUGAUGGCUCAAUUUCAAUUGAUAGUUUUUGGUCAGAAUCAGGAGAACCGAUAGAAGAGUUGAACAGCGAUUCAGUAUGGAAUUUCCAUGUCUGGAAUGAUGUGUGGAUGGCCAGACCAGAUCUACCACCUGGAUACGGUGGAUGGCAGGCAAUAGAUGCCACACCACAAGAAGCCAGUGACGGUGUAUACUGCUGUGGUCCUGCUUCUUUACAUGCUAUCAAACGUGGAGAAGUAAACAUGCCAUAUGACACACCAUUUGUUUUCGCCGAAGUUAAUGCCGAUAGGGUCAAUUGGGAAUUGAAUGAAGUUGAUGAAACAAAUAAUGUUGGUCUGGAAAGACGUAGUGUUGGAAUGCGAAUCAGUACAAAACUACCCAAAGGAAGAACUGGCUGUGUUGAGGAUUUCUGUUAUGAUAUACAGAGGGAAGAUGUAACACGAAUGUAUAAACACGAAGAAGGAUCUAACGAAGAAAGAGCAGCUGUCUUACAGGCAAACCAGAGCUCAACAAAGCAAGGACUGUAUGAUGAAGGCAAACCAUCGGACGUAGAAUUUGAGCUUGUCGACAAAGAGACAGUUCCUUUAGGAAAUGAUUUUGAAAUCUUAUUGAAAAUAAAGAAUAACAGUGAUGAAGAACGCACUAUUUCCGGUUGUAUCAGCACGAGCAGUAUACACUAUACUGGUGUUCCAGCAAAUAAGAUCAAGACUGUACAGGUUACAGAAGAAAACGUUCGGGCAAAAUCAGAGAAAGUGAUCAGUGUGAAGGUGACAUUCAAUGAAUACUUCCCUCAACUAGUGGAACAGUGCCAUAUGAAAAUGUCAUGCAUGUGUAGAGUUUUGGAGACGAAGCAUACAUACGUCCAUCAAGAUACAUUCCGUCUGCUCAAGCCUGACAUUACAAUUAAGGCACCAGCUACCGGGAAGAUUGGACAACUAAUCAAAGCAAACGUUUCCUUUACAAAUCCAAUACCAUGUACUCUGACAAAUUGUUCGUUAACGGUGGAAGGGCCAGGGCUACAGGAACCUAAUGUACUAAAACAAAGCAUUGUAGCCAGUAAACAGACGUUUAUGGCAACCAUUGAGUUCCUUCCACGUAAGGCUGGCGUGAAGGAGCUAGUCGUCGCGUUUAAUUCAAGAGAAUUAGCAAUGGUGGAAGGAUCUUGUGAAAUUACUAUCAGCGCUUAAGUGAUUGAUCUUCUUGAUUUUCAUUUUGUUCUUUUAAGACAUAUUUUAGAAAUGCUUUAAUGUGAUUAAUUUUACACUUUUUAUAAUAUUUAAGGCAGCUUAUUACAUUUUUGAUACGCAUUGUAUUGGAUCAUAUAUAUGUAAAUGAAUGUGUUUUUAUUAGUUUAAAAAUAAAAUAUACUGCAGUUUA
Molecule: messenger RNA, 2759 nt
Organism: Mytilus californianus (California mussel)
Lineage: Eukaryota; Metazoa; Mollusca; Bivalvia; Mytilida; Mytilidae
Product: hemocyte protein-glutamine gamma-glutamyltransferase-like
Exons: 17
Coding region: 254-2569 (771 amino acids)
Biological process (GO): peptide cross-linking
Molecular function (GO): protein-glutamine gamma-glutamyltransferase activity
Source: RefSeq, a predicted model, not a curated record